Molecule: messenger RNA, 2127 nt
Organism: Corticium candelabrum
Lineage: Eukaryota; Metazoa; Porifera; Homoscleromorpha; Homosclerophorida; Plakinidae
Exons: 5
Coding region: 12-1889 (625 amino acids)
Source: RefSeq, a predicted model, not a curated record
GGUCACCCGCAAUGGCCUUCAAGUUGGCUGCGAGUGACGAAACGAAACAAGUACUAGCUGAAGCAAUGGAAGAAGUGAAGAGUGCUGUACCAUCCCAUCUGUAUCGUUGUUUCUUGAAAGUGAUGAAAUUUGCCGUAGACUGUUUGCUGACGGAGUUCAAUGUUACAGGAAGAGCUUUACGGUCACUAAAUUCACUGGAAAUGAAUUUUUGUGCUGUUGAAGCUGAAACUCCUCUAGUCUGUCACUUAGUCUACCUUUUGGGAUAUGAAGAAGUUGACGAGCCCUUUUAUGAACCUCGUCGUCAUAAGUUUGCAAUGGUAGAUGUCAGAUCUAGCAAGUGUGCUCUGGAGGCUUUCCAGGUGCUGGCUAUGGAAGAAAUUUCCCAGUCUUCCACAAGCAGUGUUGCUGACCUCACUUCAAUAGAAAAUGUGCCUCUUAUUGUGGCUCAUCUUGCUUACAAUUUACAUCUUCGACUUGAACCGAUUGGCUUAUCAACUGCCAGGACUAUGAUGGGAAUAAUGGAAGAAGACGUUGUUGCUGCCAUUGCAUGCAUCGACUACCUAGCAUUUCGCCUUGGUGUAAUGGCUGACGAUAGUAAUACUCUGGUUGUGUGGAAUUUAGCUAAGGAGAUGAUGACAGAGUAUAUGUCAAGUGGGGGAUCCAGUUGCAGUGAGGUUGAAGUUAGACAAAUUUUGAAGGAAGUGGCUACACGACUGUCAGUUGAACUGUCAUUUAAAGUAUCCACGGAACUGGUACACGUACUACUAUUUACCAACUGUGUUGAAAAAAUAGCACGUCUAACAAGAUGUGGUGAACUUCCCAAUUCAGAAAAUAUACACUCCUAUGAACGAAGCUUCAAUGCACUACCAAGGGGAUUUCUUUCUGAUAAAUUUUGCUUAUCUUGUGACUCAGUUGUUAAAGCAAUGACUAGGGCACUUGAAUGCCAGUUAUCAUCAGAGGUAAUUGAACAGAUUUACAGGCUAGUUGUAUGGCAAUCUCGACAUUUCAUUUAUCAUGUGAGAUCAGAAGUGGUGCAGAUGCAUAAUGUUGGCAGUCAACUACAUGGAGUUAUUGGGCAAGACAGUGUGGAUUCUCGUGUGCUAGAAGAGAUGUUGGCAACUUUCCAAUCAAGCUAUUCUCCAGUUAUUUCAGUAUCUUCUGUUGCUGAAGUUGUGACUAAUAACGAUGAGGAAAAACAUACAGAAGAUAUGAAUGAGAAAGAAAAGGCAGAUAAUGAAAGUGAAGUGGAUGAUGAGCCAUUUAUUGAAAACAAAUUGCAAAACAUUGCAACAUGUGACAGAAAUACUGUUGAAUCUUGUGGAGAAUUGGAUGAUUCUCAUAUAUCAAUUCUUGAAAGACAGGUUGACUAUAGUUUUUCAUUUGGUCAACUGCGACACAUUGAAAUUGAAAUUGAUAGGCUGUGUGAGAAGUCAAGAUUUCGAAAGUCUGGACUGAAGAGAGAUAUGGAGCAGCUGAAGAAUGCACUAUCAUGUACAUCUGACUUAGUAGUUGUCGAGGCUUUAAGGGAAGAACUGACUAAGAGUACAAAUGAGUAUGAGGUUGACAGUCAGCUGACUGCACGUUUGGAAAUGGUGAAAUCAAAGUUGAAUUUGAAACAACAAACACUUCGAUCACAUGCUACUCUCAGGUGCUUGUCAUGUGAAGAACUGAGGCAACAUCUUCGUGAGCUAGUUUGCCGGUGUAGGCAGCAGCAUGUGGGAUCUAAUGUUGAGCUAGUGGUCACAGUGCUUCCCUUAUUUACAGAUGAUGAAAUCACUUUGUUGUGCAAAAAAUUGGCAUUAGAUCUAAGGAUUUCAGAGAGUGACUUCGAUACGAUGCACAAGGGCAAAGCAAGUGCUGUUACUGAACUGUUGGCUUAUUUCAAAUAAGACAUUACAAACAUUGAUAGUAAUUGGGAUGAUAAAAUAAUGAAAAUUUAACUUCUGCUUUUUCUGUCAUGCAACACAGAACACAGUUACAGUACUAAUGGAUAUGACUUUAUUGGUGAGGUUGCCAUUUGGGGUACCCUUGCCUAGAUUUCAAUGGUAUUUAAUUAAACAUGCUCUGGAAUAGAUCAUUUUAACACUACUGCUCUUAACUUAAUUGAUCUGAAAUUCAGAAUCAGCA